Molecule: messenger RNA, 465 nt
Organism: Metschnikowia bicuspidata var. bicuspidata NRRL YB-4993
Lineage: Eukaryota; Fungi; Ascomycota; Pichiomycetes; Serinales; Metschnikowiaceae
Exons: 2
Coding region: 1-465 (154 amino acids)
Biological process (GO): late endosome to Golgi transport; endocytic recycling
Cellular component (GO): early endosome membrane; retromer complex
Molecular function (GO): phosphatidylinositol-3-phosphate binding
Source: RefSeq, a predicted model, not a curated record
AUGUCUGAUUCUUUCAGGCCAGUCAGCGAAGUGCUCAGUAACUCGCAUAAAAAACAGUCCUUCAACGACAUCUACGGCGAACCGGAGAAUUUCUUGGAGAUCGAGGUCUGCAACCCACAAACACAUCUUGGCCGUGAGCAGUAUACGGACUACGAGAUUGUGUGCCGCACGAAUAUCCCGGCGUUCAAGAAACGCCAAAGCAGAGUGCGCCGGAGAUACAGUGAUUUCGUGACUUUGAAAAAAAUCUUGGAGCAGGAGCUGACGCGUGUGAUCAUCCCGCCACUUCCGGGAAAGAUAUUGCUCAGUCUGAAUAAGUUCAAUGAUUUGAAUAUCGAGAGCCGGCGCCAGGGCUUGGAGAAGUUUCUCGCUGUGGUGAGCGGGCAUCCAUUGCUACAGACAGGCUCCAGUACUUUAGUGGAAUUCAUUCAGAACGACCGCUGGGAGCCCCGCUAUCAUGGGUUCUGA